Messenger RNA from Harpia harpyja (harpy eagle), 507 nucleotides. Its product is annotated as zinc finger protein 367-like. The transcript has 3 exons. The record is from RefSeq and is a predicted model, not a curated record. NCBI's taxonomy places the organism in Eukaryota, Metazoa, Chordata, Aves, Accipitriformes, Accipitridae.
AUGGUGGAGAGGCCACCGCCGGGUCCCCCGGUGACUUUUUGCCAGGACUCCCUGAAGCACGUCCUGGUUUCCGUUAUCAAAACCACUGUAAUCAAACCGCUCUCCUGAGGGAGAGGUGAGGAGCCAGCAUUCCCCCUGCCCGUCCCCAUCAGCCCUGCCUUCAGACACUUCAUGGUUUACCCCUGGCGCUGGGGGGAGAACGCCCAUGAUGUGACCUUUAGCCUGGGUGGCUCCGCUGCCUCUUCAUUUGUCCAACAGCCCCAUGGGGGGCCAGCCAGAGCCUGCAGCAGGGAUGAAGAGGAGGCGGGUAGCCCAGGAAGCAGUAGCAGUGGCAGCCACCUCAAGGUGAGUGAUGGGAUAAGACGUGGCCGACUAAGGGCAGACACAGUUCGUGACCUAAUAAAUGAAGGAGAGCAUUCUUCUAGCAGAAUACGUUGCAAUAUCUGCAACGGGGUGUUUCCACAAGAGAAAUCACUACAGGCACACAAACGAACUCAUACCGGGUAA